Messenger RNA from Manihot esculenta (cassava), 1828 nucleotides. Its product is annotated as probable WRKY transcription factor 26. Gene Ontology annotation, molecular function: DNA-binding transcription factor activity; sequence-specific DNA binding. The transcript has 5 exons. Lineage: Eukaryota; Viridiplantae; Streptophyta; Magnoliopsida; Malpighiales; Euphorbiaceae. The record is from RefSeq and is a predicted model, not a curated record. The coding region runs from base 29 to 1693 and encodes 554 amino acids. Gene Ontology annotation, biological process: regulation of DNA-templated transcription.
UUGUAUUUACAUCUGCAAAUUCCCAUCCAUGACUUCUUCUUCGGGGAGCUUAGACACAUCUGCAAAUUCCCAUCCAUUGGGUUUCAGUUUCUCUACACAUUCCUUCAUGACCACCUCCUUCUCUGACCUUCUUGCAUCCGGUGCCGAUGAUGAACCUGUUAAUACAAAGACUCAGAAUCAUCGGCGUGGGCUUUCGGAUCGAAUUGCUGAGAGAACAGGGUCAGGUGUGCCUAAGUUCAAGUCUAUUCCGCCUCCUUCUUUGCCCCUCUCUCCUCCUGCUGUUUCUCCUUCUUCUUACUUUGCUAUUCCUCCUGGUUUAAGCCCCACUGAGCUUCUGGAUUCUCCAGUAUUGUUGAACACUUCCAACAUUUUGCCAUCUCCAACUACUGGGACAUUCCCAGCUCUGCCUGCAAUCUGGAAGACAAAUUCUGAUAGAAACCAGCAAAAUGUCAAGCAGGAAGACCCAAAUUAUUAUGAUUUCUCUUUCCAACCACAGACAAGGCCUUCCACAAACUCAUCUACGAUGUUUCAAUCUUCAAACACUACAAUUCAAUCUGCACAGCAACAAGGGUGGAGUUUUCAAGAAUCUGUCAAGCAAGAUGAUUUGGCCAUGGGGAAGAAUGUUCGGAGCUUCUCCCCAGAGAUUGCUGCGAUCCAAACCCUCAGAGAACAGCAGCAAAAUCAGUCGGUGAGAGACCAGAAAAGAUCAGAAGACGGAUACAAUUGGAGAAAAUAUGGACAAAAACAAGUUAAAGGAAGUGAAAAUCCAAGAAGUUAUUACAAGUGCACGUACCCCAAUUGCCUAACAAAGAAGAAAGUAGAGAGAUCUUUGGAUGGACAAAUAACUGAGAUAGUUUACAAAGGAACCCACAAUCAUCCUAAGCCUCAAUCUACCAGGAGAUCAUCUUCUUCAUUCUCAUCAGCUUCCAAUCAGGCAAUGAUAGCUUCUAAUCUUGCAUCAAGUGAGAUGCAAGCUCAGUCACUUAUCACCCAUGGCAGUAGACAAAUGGACUCUGUUCCAACCCCUGAGAACUCUUCAAUAUCAAUGGAGGAUGAUGAUUUUGAUUCACAGAAGAGUAGAUCCAGGAGUGAUGAAUUGGAUGAAGAUGAACCAGUGGCCAAAAGAUGGAAAGCAGAAGGUGAAAAUGAAGGAAUUUCAGCACCUGGAAGUAGAACAGUGAGAGAACCUAGAGUUGUGGUUCAAACCACAAGUGAUAUUGACAUUCUUGAUGAUGGAUAUAGAUGGAGGAAAUAUGGACAGAAAGUGGUCAAGGGAAAUCCAAAUCCUAGGAGCUACUACAAGUGUACAAGUCCAGGAUGUCCUGUAAGAAAACAUGUUGAAAGAGCAUCACAUGAUCUCAGGGCAGUGAUCACAACUUAUGAAGGGAAACACAACCAUGACAUUCCUGCUGCUCGCGGCAGCAACUCUGUGAAUAGGCCAUUGCCUGAGAACUACAAUGGCAGAAGCAACAGCAACAACAAUGCAGCAGCUAUGGCCACAAGGCCAUCGUCUGUGAACCAUCCCCAAGCACCAUUUUCAUUAGAGAUGUUUCAGAAUCCAGAAAAUUUUGCAUUCUCAGGAUUUGGUGAUCCUGUGGGUUCUUACACUAAUCAAUCAUUGUCAGAGCAUGUUUUUUCCAGAGCCAAGGAAGAACCAAGGGAUGACAUUUUCCUGGAAUCAUUGCUGUGCUGAAAAUUAUCAGAAAGAAUAUGAGAAGAAAGAUCAAUUUCAUUUGAUUGUUUUGGGGCUCUUAUCCCUUAGUAUUAUGAGCCUUGAUUCAAUUUUUGUAAUCUCUCUAUUACAUAAAAAUAUUUUUUUUUACUUUUA